GCCGGUUCGUGGGCCGUGGCUAGAUGAGACCUGAACCGUUCAUUUUUCUCUUCGCCUCCCCCAAACUGACACACGCACUCUCAUUUCAGAUUUCUCACUCCUCUCUUCACAUCUGCCAACAAUCUGCUACAUUCCUCUGUAAUUUUAACCUAUCAAGAUGAGAUUUGCUAAGGCCAGCAGAUUCAUAGCCAAAUUCGCUCGCCCCAGUGCUGUGAACGAGCAUUCGCUUGCUACCUCGGAUAUCAAGUAUAAUACUCAGAAUGUUCAAUCAAUUCUCCCAAAGCAUGCCCAAGGUGCACAUUCUAAUGGCUCCAAGUUUUUCAGCACGCUUGCACUUUUAGGUGCAGGAGCUUCUGGGCUUUUGAGUUGUGCUACCUUUGCUUAUGCUUCUGAUGAGGCAGAGCAUGGCCUUGAUAGUCCUAGCUAUCCAUGGCCUCACAAAGGCAUUCUCAGUUCAUUCGACCAUGCUUCUAUUCGCCGGGGUCACCAGGUUUAUCAGCAAGUUUGCGCAUCAUGCCACUCUAUGUCACUUAUUUCUUACCGUGACCUUGUGGGUGUGGCUUACACUGAGGAAGAAACUAAAGCUAUGGCAGCCGAGAUUGAAGUUGUUGACGGUCCCAAUGAUGAGGGUGAGAUGUUUACUCGGCCCGGAAAGCUGAGUGAUCGUUUUCCUCAGCCUUAUGCAAAUGAGCAAGCUGCGAGAUUCGCAAAUGGUGGAGCCUAUCCCCCUGAUUUAAGUCUCAUCACCAAGGCUCGCCAUAAUGGUCAGAACUACGUGUUUGCUCUUUUAACCGGCUACCGUGAUCCUCCUGCUGGUGUACAGAUUCGAGAAGGGCUGCACUAUAACCCAUACUUUCCUGGUGGAGCUAUUGCCAUGCCUAAAAUGCUCAAUGAUGGUGCUGUUGAGUAUGAAGACGGGACCCCUGCAACUGAAGCACAGAUGGGAAAGGAUGUUGUGUCCUUUUUGUCAUGGGCAGCUGAACCAGAAAUGGAGGAACGGAAGCUGAUGGGUUUCAAGUGGAUAUUUGUACUGUCGCUGGCAUUGCUCCAAGCUGGGUAUUACCGGCGUUUGAGAUGGUCGGUGCUCAAGUCCAGGAAGUUGGUCCUUGAUGUUGUCAACUGAAAACCUUCUUCUAGUCUACUGGAUUUUUGGGUUUGAUGACGAAUGAUCAUAGAUAGGCAUUUUGGGUCAUGGGCAUUACACAUUUUACGGUCCACUGCAGAUUUUGCAACCAACGGGUUCUAAAAUUAUCUUUUGGGAGAAUAAAGUUAUCGUGCAUGAUACCUAUUUUGAUGCUGUUUAAUUGUGGAAGAAUUUAGCUCUGCUCUGAGGUUUGUGCUGUAACAUAACUCCAUCGUGUAAAGUAUAACUGAGAUUUGUGUAACCUCAAAUUUUCAUUUAUUCAGAUGUUCAUGAAUGAUUUAUGUUAAAAACAAUAAUA
This is a messenger RNA of Striga asiatica, 1442 nucleotides long. Lineage: Eukaryota; Viridiplantae; Streptophyta; Magnoliopsida; Lamiales; Orobanchaceae. The record is from the annotation of a GenBank genome assembly.